Amoebophrya sp. A25 is the source of this 396-nucleotide messenger RNA. NCBI's taxonomy places the organism in Eukaryota, Dinophyceae, Syndiniales, Amoebophryaceae. The record is from the annotation of a GenBank genome assembly.
CGAUGGAUGCUGGAACAGUCUUUCCACCUGGGGUGGAAGGCUUCCAUCCGUCAUUGAUGCGGCGAGAAAAGACCUCGUCACUGCUGGAAAAGUGUGACGCCUUGACCGGGGGGCCCGAUACUCAGGGCUUGCCACCGGGCACCGUUGCCAGAGUGACCUUUGCAUGCACAAUCCUUCAAGCUCUGGUCAUGUGGAACGUAGGGGAUGAGUUACUUCCCGUGAUCGAGCUCUUGUUGACGAAAUACAAGGACCGCGUGCACGCGGACGCACGAGCAGCCGUUGUCUGGGUGUAUAUUCUGAAACUGAAGCGCAAGAGACCAGAAGUCCCGAGCGAGAAGGAUGAGCUGCACCUGAUCGACCGUGCGACGGGUGCCGAAGUGUCGCGCAACGUACCAG